CAACAUCUUCCUCGAGCUCGACGCGUUGGAGUCUGCUUUUCGUUUGUCAGCCGCAGCUUCUUCCAAUCCACCGUCGCCUGCCCUCCGUCUUCAGUGAGCUUCUGCCCCUAUGCUUAGACUGCUCAGAAGUCAGAACGAAGUACAGGGCUUAAGCUGUGUGGCACUGUACAGAGUUGAUGCUUCGGGAAACUGUGCUGCUCCAGACGGCGACGACGUUCAGAGACGUAACCUGCAUUCGGCAUCGUUGCACCACCGCACAUGCUAUCAUUGGCCUGUUUCUCUCUCUUGUCUUGAAAUUGCUUCCUGUUGAUGACUUCCCAUGGCGGCUAUGGAGCUCAAGCACUGCCUCCUCCAUGGCCUCAACUCCUUCAACCACCUCAGGACUGCCCACUGCCGCCUCCUCCGCCUCUACAUCGACCACGAUAACUACCUUCUCAACAUCAUCCUCCAGUAUUCAUUUUUCUUUCGCAACACGACCUACGCCAAGCGCGUCUUCUCCCAAUCCAAGAACCCUAACAUAUACCUCUUUAACACUAUGAUCCGUGGAACGGUCUCCAACGACUCCUUCAACGACGCCGUUCUGUUUUACAACUCAAUGCGCAGCGCCGGGUUCUUGCCAGACAACUACACGUUCACUUUUGUACUCAAAGCGUGUGCCAGGCUGGCGGAUUUUCCGUUUGGCGUCAAGCUCCAUUCACUUGUUGUGAAAAUGGGAUUCGAUUGUGACGUGUUUGUCAAGACAAGUCUUGUUUGUUUGUAUUCGAAAUGUGGGUACUUAAAGGAUGCACGGAAGGUGUUUGAUGAUAUUCCUGAGAAGAAUGUUGUUUCGUGGACCGCUAUUAUCUGUGGGUAUAUUGGGUGUGGCCUUCACGAGGAAGCAGUUGGUUUGUUUAGAGAGUUGUUAGAGGUGGGCGUGAAGCCAGAUAAUUUCACUCUCGUUCGGGUUUUGUAUUCGUGUUCUCAGUUAGGGGACUUGGCCAGUGGAGAGUGGAUUGAUAAGUAUAUAACUGAGAGUGGUUUCCAUAGAAAUGUGUUUGUGUUGACUUCUUUGGUUGACAUGUAUGCCAAGUGCGGGAGCAUGGAGAAGGCGCGGCAGGUUUUUGAUGGAAUGGUUGAGAGGGAUAUUGUUUGUUGGAGUGCCAUGAUUCAGGGCUAUGCAUCCAACGGGCUUCCUAAGGAAGCACUUGACUUGUUCUUUGAGAUGCAGAGGGAGAAUCUGAGGCCUGAUUGCUAUGCCAUGGUGGGAGUUCUUUCUGCAUGUGCGAGGUUGGGAGCACUGGAGUUGGGGAAUUGGGCUAAGGGAUUGUUGGAUGCUGAUGAGUUUUUGUCGAAUCCUGUACUAGGCACUGCCUUAAUUGACUUUUAUGCUAAAUGUGGAAGCAUUGCACAAGCGGUGGAUAUUUUCAGAAUGAUGAAGGGAAAGGAUCGUGUGGUGUUCAACGCCAUAAUUUCUGGACUGGCUAUGAGCGGACAUGUUCGGGCCACAUUUGGGGUAUUUGGACAAAUGGAGAAGUAUGGAAUUCAGCCAGAUGGGAAUACUUUUGUUGGCUUACUUUGCGGGUGUGCCCAUGCUGGUUUGGUUAAUGAUGGUCGACGAUAUUUCGAUAGCAUGAGUCAUGUCUUUUCUUUAAGUCCUACUAUCGAGCAUUAUGGAUGCAUGGUGGAUCUUCUAUCCCGUGCAGGCUUGUUGGUCGAAGCACAUAAUUUGAUCAAGAGUAUGCCAAUGAAACCGAAUACUAUUGUUUUGGGGGCAUUAUUGGGAGGAUGCAGGUUGCAUCGUGAUACUAAAUUGGCAGAACCCGUGUUAAAGCAGCUGAUUGAGUUAGAACCAUGGAAUUCAGGACAUUAUGUUCUCUUAUCAAAUAUAUAUUCAGCAAGUCGUAGAUGGGAUGAAGCAGAAAGGGUUAGGUUAACGCUGAACGAGAAAGGAAUGCAAAAAUUACCUGGGUGUAGUUGGGUUGAAGUGGAUGGGGUUGUUCAUGAAUUCCUUGUAGGAGAUACUUCCCAUCCUAUGUCACAGAAGAUAUAUGAGAAACUUGAAAGUUUGUUUAAGGAAUUGAGAGAAGUCGGUUAUAGUCCGACUACUGAGUUUGUGCUCUUUGAUAUAGAGGAAGAGGAGAAGGAGUACUUCCUUGGCUGUCAUAGUGAGAAAUUAGCCAUUGCAUUUGCCCUGAUCAAUACUGGGGAAAAUGACAUCAUUCGUGUUGUUAAAAAUCUACGCGUAUGUGGUGAUUGUCAUGAGGCCAUAAAACUCAUUUCCAAAGUUACAGGGAGAGAGAUAAUCAUUAGGGAUAAUAACAGAUUCCAUUGUUUCAGAGAAGGUUCAUGUUCUUGUGGAGAUUAUUGGUAGCAUUUUGUGAUGUAGACUAGUAUAGAAUCCGAUCUCAUUGUUUGCUGCACUUCAAAAGUUGACAAAAGAGUUUCUCUUGCAUAUGUUAAAAUGUUCUGCUAAACCUCCAUGAACAUUUUGAUGGAGGAAAAUGAAACAUGAGACUCUUGCAGGGACAGACCUUCAAAAUUAUGGUCAAGAAGGAACUGUUCUUGCAGGAUAUCACUAUGAUGUUAACUUCGUAACAAUUCAUAGUGAAGGCAGGUUUCCUGGUUUGAACAUCUGGUUAAGAAAUGGACAAAAGGUUGAAGUGAAGCUUUCAUUACGAAGUCUCCUUAUUCAGACAGGAAAGCGGGUAUUUUGAAAAUUAGCUGAAUCUGCUGGUAAAAUUUCAACGUAAAGAAUUAAAGCCAAUUUUACCUGAAUCAAGUAGUGAGCAUCUAUCUCAAGUUUUUAUCAAUUGUUAGAUUGAAUAUUUAAACUUUGGGUUUUGCUAAUGAGUAAGGCACUUGUUAAGGCUUAAUAAAAAGUAUGUUUUUAAAUCUUCAGUGCACUGAAUGCAUUGAAGUCUUCAAAAUGUUAAAAUCUUACUAUUUUUUGAAACUUUUACAAGGGCCUUAAGGGCGCUUAAUAGCAAGAACCCUUAAAGUUUAAACUGUUGUAGGCUCUAGUUUUAUCGUCAUUGCCUCUUGUGAGAGCAAAUAAUUUGAAAUCUUUCUAUGAUAAGUGUCUUGACAUUACCAAUGGCCUUUUCUGUCCCUUUUUUUAAUGUUCCAAAAUAUGGAUAGAUUGGUUAACCGAAGGGGACUGCAUAGCUGGCGUGCAUGAUGUAAUUGUCAAAAAUGCUAUUAUUGAUGCAUUCAGAAUAGCACAAGAGCAAAAAUGUAGCUUAUGGGGAGUCUCUUCAAUGAUGAGUGAGGAUAGAAAGAUGUAAUCUUUAAUAGGAAUAAGCAAGAUCUUAAUGAUCAUGGCACUAGUCUCUCCAUCUUUGCUUCAUUACAUUCUUAAGUCUUUCUUUGAUAUUCAUAUUGUUUUUGCUGAGUUACUCCUCACUAGCUUCGUGGAUCGUUGGCUUUCUCCUCCUUUAGGUGCAAUAAAGUUGAAUGUUGAUGGUUGUUUGUUUGGUGAUGGUACCUCUUAACAGAAUUGUUGGUGCAAAUUGGGUGCUGGGAUUUGUUGGGAGGUAACCUGAAAGCAUGGCUUCCGUAAUAUUGUGCACGAGAUGGAUUUCUGGGAGGCUUUUUUCUUGCGCCAGUGUCACCGGGCAAAUGGGUCCAUAUGCUCAGUGGCUGAUUUUUGCAAUUCAUAGGCUUCUAAGGCGUGCUUGGCAGGUUUGUUGUGUCUUGAUUUCUAGGAAUGCAAACAAAUGUGCCAAUGCUUUAACUUGUGGUGGUGCAGCGCAAAGGAAUGACCUCCAAAUCGUUGCGUUUCCUCAGUGGUUACGCAACUUCUGCGAGUUGA
Molecule: messenger RNA, 3790 nt
Organism: Arachis ipaensis
Lineage: Eukaryota; Viridiplantae; Streptophyta; Magnoliopsida; Fabales; Fabaceae
Source: RefSeq, a predicted model, not a curated record